CUGCGGUCUAACCCAUUGGGCUGCGCAGACUCAUCCCUCCUCGCUUCAAUCCGCCUGUGCGCUAAAUCGACAGACGUUCACUGGAGUAAACGUCUCAGAGAGGACGAGUGCAAAAAAACAAACCGCUACCUAGGCUCUGUGUCUGAUUGAACUAUGAUAGCAGAUUGUCAGCUCAUUUAGUAGACGCGCUCAGGCAAUAGGGAAUCGUACACUAACGAUAGAGACUCGUAGCUCUGUAUUGUUGUUGUUGUUGUUUUUUAAUCCCGGGAUAAACUUCGUCAUGACGUCGCGCGAGGACACACAGGAGCAGAGUCGGCGCUUCUGCGUCUUGUCGUGGGAGCAGGUGCAGCGUUUGGACUCCAUCCUCGGGGAAAGUGUUCCCAUCCACGGCCGCGGCAAUUUCCCAACCCUCUCCAUUUCCCCACGCCAGAUCGUGCAGGUGGUAAGGGCCAGACUGGGGGAUCGAGGUGUGGCAGUCCGUGAUGUGAAGCUUAAUGGUUCUGCUGCAAGCUACGUCCUUUACAAGGACACAGGCUUAGGCUACAAGGACCUGGAUCUGAUCUUUGGCCUAAGUUUGAGUGAUGACAGGACGUUUGAUGUGGUAAAGGAAGUGGUUCUGGCCAGCCUGCUGGACUUCCUGCCAGCUGGAGUGAACCACGAGCGCCUCAGCGCCCUUGCCCUCAAAGAGGCAUAUGUGCAGAAGCUGGUUAAAGUGCGCACUGACACAGAUUGCUGGAGCCUCAUCUCUCUUUCCAACAAUACAGGCAAGAAUGUAGAGUUAAAGUUUGUUGACAAACUUCGGCGCCAGUUUGAGUUCAGCGUUGACUCGUUUCAAAUCGGUCUUGACUCGCUGCUGCUGUUUGACCGGUGCUCUGAGGCACCCAUGUCUGAGAGCUUUCACCCAACUGUGCUUGGCGAGAGCAUGUACGGUGACUUUGAGGAAGCUCUGGAACACCUGCGGUCCAAGACUAUUGCUACACACAGUCCUGAGGAGAUCCGUGGCGGUGGUUUGCUGAAAUACUGCCACCUGCUGGUGCGUGGAUUCCGGCCAGCGUCAGAGGAGCACAUGAAAACGCUACAACGCUACAUGUGCUCGCGCUUCUUCAUUGACUUCCCAGAUGUGGGUGAGCAACGACGAAAACUUGAGGCAUACCUUCAGAACCACUUUACUGGCAUGGAACACAAACGCUACAAGUGCCUGGUGACUUUACGGAAUGUUGUAGAUGAAAGCACCGUAUGCCUAAUGGGUCAUGAGCGGCGACAGACCCUGGCACUCAUCUCGGCACUGGCGCUGCGCACGCUCACCGAACAAAAUGCCAUCCCCGCUCUCUCUAACGUUACCUGCUACUACCAACCGGCACCGUAUGUUCAUGACGGGAACUUUAGCAAUUACUACGUGGCUCAUGUGCACUCUCCUGCAAAUAUUUAUCGGACAUGGCUACCCUGCAGCUGAGUCACAAGAACAGGCAGAUGGCGAGAUGAUGAAAAAGAUGGCUUCAAAAUGCAUUCCAUUUCUUAGCAGUUUGUAAGAGUAUAUCCCUUUCCAUACACAUCAUUCUUUGUUGAUGAGAAGAAGAAGAAAAAAAGCAAAAAAUAAUUGUGAUUAUAUCUUUUCUUUUAACUAAUGUUUUGUGUACUGUCACCCACCUCCACCAAAAUACUGAACACUGCUGUAACUGUAAAACUUGUUUGAGCCAUUCUGUGUUGUUGUUAACUGUACAAGUUGAGAUUUUAUGAAAACAUAUGUGUAAAAACAAUGAGGAAAGUGAGAGGAAGAAAAUUUUGAAGCAGUUCGCUACCUUGCUUUUUCAGAUGUAAUUCAUUUUGUGGAUAUACAAGACAUGUAUAUAGUUUUUUGUGUAUGUAUAUAUAAUAAAUGUUUAUAACUUUAAAAAAAAACCCAACAACCUCCCAACCAUUCAGCAGAAGAAAAGAAAUCUGACAAGAUUUUAAAAGAGUGUGCAGAAGGCUAAUGUUCAGGUCUGACUGUGGUUUUCAAACUUCCUUCUUAUUUGAGCUUGUGACAACCAAAGAUUUUAUUUUUUAAGCUCCCUGUAUUGAAUUGUUAUAUCUGUGAUUCAAAGUGCCUGAAACUGACUACAAAACAUGAAAGUAUGCAUCAGUUUCAUCCUUUGGGAUAUUGUAAAUUGUAUUUGUAUUUUUCAGCAUCAGGGCAUUUUCUUAUUAAAUCAAAUAAAAACAGAAUUGAAAUGUUUACCGUUUUUAGUGUAUUUUUAUUGUUGUAGAUAUUUUCUAUAUGUGCAUUUAGGUGACCUUUUCUUUAAUAAUUAUCUCAAUCCAUCCAUCUUUCCCCUUCUUUUUCUUCAUCUCUGUCUUUCUGAUGAGCAGCGGUGGAAUUGGUUCAUAUACACUCCCCUCUGAAAGUAUUGGAACAGCAAAGCCAAUUGUAUUAUUUUCACUGUACACUGAAGACAUUUGGGUUUGAGAUCAAAAUAUGAAUAUGAGAUGAUAAUUAAGUAAAUUAAAUUAAACAACACUUAAUAUUUGGAGAUAUAUAUGAGCAAUAUUAUGUUUACUUCUUGGGUCUAUUGUUGGCUUUUUGUUCUAAAUGCACGUUUCAAGGCAUCUGGUGCACAAUAUACUGCUUCGAAGAAUAUUGUGUCAAUGAGUGAUGUGGAAACAUCUACUCUCACUGGAAUUGUAAUUAACAUCGACAGCCAAAACAACUGAUAGAAAUAGCACAGCUUGCCAUGGAAAACUGAUUAAAACAGGCAUAUUUCUCACAGAUUUCCCACUUGUGUUCAUUUGAGAGGCCUGUCAUUUGUGUCAUGGUUAAGACAGAUAUGCGUAUGCAGCACGGAACCAAAAUACUAAACCAAAAAAAUGUACUAAAUAGCACUUGCUAUUCCAUUACAAAUGAUAGCUUUUUUCAUAUGGGAAAAUAGGUUCAGAAAGUAAACAGUGACUAGUCUACAAUAAGGAAAAAGAGCACCCUCUUGAGAUGCAUGCUAUAGUGGAAACCAAAUGGAAAGCCAUCUGGGCUGGUGAGUAGAACUGUUUCCACACACACGUCUGCUCAGUACCGAGAAAAAGGGAAAAAACAUCCCACUGAAGAAUGAUUUUGGUCUUUGGAUUCCCGCUUAGUAAAACAUUAAUUCAUACAUACACACAAACUUUAUGCUUCUGAUGAGUCAUUUCUAUUGCCCUUGACUCCCAGCACAGAGGCUUGUAAUUUCAUUUCUUAGCAUUUUUGUCAUACGAGUCAUAUUGCUUGGACAGAGGUCUAGUAUGUGCCACUGUGUGUACUGCUCUGCAAACAAAGUCCAUUUAAAUUCAUGUUUGCUUGUGUGGAAAGCCUUACCUUUUCUCUUGGCUAAGAAUAACUACUCCAGUUAUGCUUCCCAGAUGUACACUGCAAGUAGGACAAUGAAUAAACUAUUCCUGGUGACACUUUGCACGCUCUUGACAUGUUCUCGACUAGCUUUAUGAGGGAGUAUAUAAUUUAUAAGCAUUUAUUACAUUUUCUUUAAUACAAUGAAACUAACAUUCAAUAAAAUAUGUCCAAAAUUUAUCUGGUAGUGUAACAAGACUGCACUUACUCAUUUCUUGCUCUCAAGUUUGCAAGCAUCUUCAAGUUUGCUAGUGGUUAUGAAUGGAAGUAAAUAUACACAGUAUAUUAUAAACAUAAACGUCUACAGAAUUAGCAGGUUCAACUAAUUACACUAAGUCAAUCCUUUUAAUAUUGUUAAUAUUGUUUUGUUGAUUAACAAAAUCCUGAUGUCUUUUUGAAUAGUUUAUAUGCUUGUUUGCAAGCACAUCACUUUUUGACCAUUUCACUACCCUUAUCUCAUCCCACUCUAAGAUGUUUUACAAAGGUUAGAAACAUUUAUGUUAAUAAAUGCAUUGAAAAUCAGACAACCAAAGAAGACAAAAUUGCCAGAGGGAAUUCCAGUACUGAAUUCAGAAACAUUCCCAAAAUAUGAACUGAAGCGCUUUUUGUAUUGAAAAUGUCAUGAAAUGGGAAGCUUAUUCAUAAAACCAGAUGCUAUUGAACUGAUUAGGUAGGAGAACACACACACACACACACACACACACACACACACACACACACACACACACACACACACACACACACACACACACAUACAGUGCAUCCAGAAAGUAUUCACAGCGCUUCACUUUUUCCACAAUUUGUUAUGUUACAGCCUUAUUCCAAAAUGGAUUAAAUUCAUUAUUUUCCUCAAAAUUCUACAAACAAUACCCCAUAAUGACAACAUGAAAGAAGUUUGUUUGAAAUCUUUGCAAAUUUAUUAAAAAUAAAAAGCAAAAAAGCACAUGUACAUAAGUAUUCACAGCCUAUAUAUAUAAGGGCACAUGGUGGCUCUGGUGGAACCAUGGUGGAACAGGGUUCGAGUCCCGCUGUUGCCAUGUGUGUGCGGAGUUCGCAUGUUCUCCCCGUGCUGCGGGGGUUUCCUCUGGGUACUCCGGUUUCCUCCCCCAGUCCAAAGACAUGCAGGGUAGGCUGAUUGGCAUGUCCAAAGUGUCCGUAGUGUAUGAAUGAGUGUGUGUGUGAUUGUGCCCUGCGAUGGACUGGCACCCUGUCCAAGGUGUACCCUGCCUUGUGCCCGAUGCUCCCUGGGAUAGGCUCCAGGCUCCCCGUGACCCUGAAAAGGAGUAAGCGGUAGAAAAUGGAUGGAUGGAUGGAUCAGAUUACAUUACUUUCAUAUUGUGAUACUUGGAUUACAUUACUGAAUUUUUUUUUUUUAUGAAGUCAUUUGUAACUGUAAUGGAAUACAUUUUUAAAGUAACCCUCCCAACCCUGAGAGUUGAGAGAGAGAGAGAGAGAGAGAGAGAGAGAGAGGUCGGGGAUCUGUGUAACAAUGCCAGCAAUGAUCCCUCUUAACUGUUGCACACAAUAGGAAGGGGAUUUUUACAAUCCUAAUCUUUUUAUUUUUUUGGGGCUGCACUUUGUAGACACACUGCUCGCUUAGCUUUGUUCCAGUAGUUAGACAGUGUCAAAUAAUUUUUUAUUUAUAAACAGAUACACUUUACAUGGAUAAUACAAUGUGAUUCUGAUACAUUCUUGUUUAACGGGGCUCUUUGAAUCACAAUGUUAACAACUGUAGCAUUUUUGCAUGGAGCAUGUGCAUAACAAUGUCAUAAGCUUUGUAGUUCCCUUGAACCCAAUCUGGGAUCAUAUGACGGCCCAACCUUGCUUAGAUGUACUUGAGAUGUACUGUUAGUUAUUGAUAUUAAAAGUCAUUAUUAAUAUUAAUGCUUGUUCACUCUAGAUAUUUCUGAACUAUAUAUUUCUGUCUUUAUGUUUACUUAUUUCCAUAGGCCCAUUGCAUUCUUUUCCCAACCAGUAUUCAGUACUGGACAUAUCCGUUUAGUUGUACUUGGUUUACAUCUGUGAAGAUAUGAUUGGUCCAGCACAUGCUAUUGUUAUGGAUAUAAUGAUAUCCAUUACUAGCAGAUUCUCCUGGCAUAUGAAUCAGACUAUAUGUCUCUUUAGAGCAGCCACCAGAAUUUUUCAGCAUUUCAGCAAACCCAUGAGGCAGUAACUGUAUUUUGAUCACAGUGCAUUUUGGAUGUGAAUAGGCAGUAUAUGAAUACUGUAUUGUAAAUAAAACCCAUAUAAUCACUACCUUUGCAGAAUCACUAAAUAUUUUAUAUUUCAGUAUUUUAUAACCUUGUGAAGCUGAAAUGUCAUACAAGGGCAUUAUGCGAUUAUAAAUCUUUAGGGUCAGGAUAUGCUGAGUCAGACCUGUCUUCAGGCUCUAGUAAUGUCUCCUGGAGGUUCUCUGCAUUAGGUUUACCCAAUAUAAUACCUCCUGCUACCAACCCCACAUCAAGAAUACAGAGAGAGAGUGGAGCACUCACACCCUGAAUCAGUUUGGGCUAAGUGAGCAACAAACAAAUUUAGAUGUUGUGAAAUGUGUAGAUUUUGUCACUGCUGUAUUUUAAUUGAGAAUUAUACUAUGCAUACUAGUGAUUCUAGAAUCACACCCUAUGUGUGGAUAUAUAAACCACUUAGUUAAAGGUUCAGGAAAUCUGGCACUUAAUUGCUUAUGCUAAAGAGAGCCAUUACAAAAGUGUACAUGCCUUGGUGUGAGCAUAUUACUUUCAAACUCUCCCUUUUGCUGUAUGAAUUGUUAACCAGAAGAUGUAUGUACUUUCUACAUAAGCAGAAGCACUAUGUAUAUAUUAUCAUUGCAUAACCUUAAGCAUUGCAUAAAUGGUGACAAAAUGAGGAUGUUUUCUGUGUUCCUCUUUUUUUAAUAAUAAAUGUCAUUCUCUGCUAAAAUGUUCACUCUCUUCUGAAUCUCUAUCACUCUGUCACUUCCUCUAUUUCUGAAUAUAAAGAUCCCUUUUUAAUGUUUUAAAAUGCUCGUUACUUAUUUAGCUGUGGUUCUAUGAACUCUGUAUAAAACAUCCAGGGCUGGUGAAAAUCACCUGGAUACUUUCUUGUUUUAAAGGGAUUGGUUGUAAAGCCCAUCAGAUUAGGUGUAAAGGGAACCACUCAUGUAUUUCUGCCAUGACAGAACAGAUGGUCUGAGGAUUGGAUGGCCACCAUCCAGUUUAAAUAGCGCAAUAUGGCAAUUUUGGGGCACAGCAAUGAAUGUCCUUCAGAUUUGUCCUCAUUUAACACUGCAAAUUCAAACUGAAUUGGGUGAUAGGACUUUGGGCAGGACUGCUGGGUUCAACCACAAGGUCACCGCAGAGUCCACCAACACAUGCAAGGCAAGCUUACAGCCAGGAGAUGCAGUUCUUAAGGAACUUCAGCACAUCAUGCUAAGCAGUUAGGGAAAUAUGGUAGAUAGACACCUCAUCCCUUUCAGAAAGUCUGUAAUAAGUUUAUGAGCCCCAGAGAGAUGGCAUCCAUGGUGCAGUGGUGUCCUGCAAUAGCUGCUAGAGAUCUUCUUCGAGAAGAAGCCACCAGGGUUUUCUGAUCACCAGCAAAAGCAGUAGUGAAAACCAAGUUAUUGCCAGUUCUUUUGAGCUGAGUAGAGAAGGAAAAGUGUGAGGUCAGUUAAGGGCUAGUGCAUCCUGUCCAGCUGUCUGGCUAUCAACACACAAUCAACAACAUGUUGACUUGGCAUUGCCUUUGCCAAACCAUUCACAGGUCUGGAAUAACAGUUCUCGGUGCAGACACCACACCUAUUGGCAUGCACACUACCUUAACGGAGCAGAUGGGUCCACCUGAGGAGAUUCCAUUCAAAAUGGAGAAAUGUGCUUGACCGUUUACUGCCCUAAUGGUUGCUGUAACUGACAACGUCUGCACAAAACAACAUGUUCCAACAUAUGGUGAUGUCUCAGGCCUGGUAGGAAGAACAUGAGGGCCAGAUGGACUGCCGUCAAUUACAGCUGUUCGAUGUGAUCUUAGGCCAUAAGACCACAUGCCCACGUGUCCCUGUGGCACCAAAUUGCUUCCCAGUCUGUAAUGAAGUCUCUAUGGUGACUACCUCUCUGCACUGGGGUACCACAUUCAAGCACACUGCUUCAGUUAGAUAACCCUUGCAUCUCAAGCAAGUUAGAGCUCUUAGAUAUGUUUUUGGGUAGAGAGGAAAAACUACACAGUGCAGUUUCAUAAAGGACCUAGUGAACAGUGAGUGAUAGCUAAUAAGGCUAACAAUGCUAAACAGGGAAGGCUAGCUCAAAGCUAUAAGGUGCCACAGAGUUUCAUAGCAUUCUCCAAUAAAAGCAUGCCUUGAAAGUAUAAAAAUACAUUCUAUGAAAUCUGUAACUCCAACUAGCUUCAAUAAAGUGCCAAGCAGAUAACACAUAUAGUGUAUAUGUGGUUACGGAAUGUGUAAGAGGUGAGAAGAAAAAAAGAUAACUGUGUGCUGGUAUAAAUGAGCUAGCAGGGCUAAUCCCCCUUUCUUUUAAAGAUAAAACGACAUCAGUAUAGGGUUUCAUUUUUGUAAUCCACAAAAGACUUUUAUAGAACCAAGAACAACGUCACCACCAAUGGUCAUAAGAAAAAAUACACAGAAUGAUGAAGAAGAAUGAAGGAGACUCGGUCAGGCUAAUUCUAACAAGCCCACUGCAGUAGGAUGAUCCAGCCUAUCAGAGACAUUCAUGUUAGGUGAUUACAGGUGAAACACUUCCUAUAUUUGAUAUUUGGAGGAAACAGCAUUAACACGGUAGGGCAUUAGGGACCAGAAACAAUUUGUUUAUAAUUAAAUUACACAUGCCUUAAUGUGUAGGUGUGUCUGUGUAUACUACUUUGCUCCAAUAUCCAUAUUAUGCCACAGAUGAGACCUUAUAGUUUCAAUGUUAGAAUUUAGCCCUCCCAGCUAAUAUCAGCUGUCACUGGGUGCAGGACAUCUUACUCUAAAUACUGUCAUUUGUGUUUGGAGACAAUUGAUGCCUAGGAGGAUCACAAAAGGGAAAAUGGAUAUUAAGUCACAAGGUCUGAUUGAAUGAUACUCAUUUCUAAAGAGCUGCUUCCAUAGUGAAGGCAUUACACCUGUGUGUCACUUAAUAGAGGUUGAGAACGGAUGCAAGUGCAGAUAAGGGCUUUAUUAGAGUAGAGACAGGCAGACAAAUCCAAAACGUGAGACAAUAGCAUGGUCAAGAACAUGCAAUAGGUCAGGCGAUCUGCACAUGGGCAUAAACGAGGCAAAACUAGAAUCAAAUAAUGAGGACGAUAACAGGAUCAAAACUAUGGCACAGAAACAAAGAAUAUUGGCUUGGUAUUUGGGAAAACUCAUGCAAUACUUUGUCCUGAACAUUUGGUAUUUAAACACACAAGGGGUUUAAAUACCAAACGUAAUAAAGGGUGCACACAAAACAGUUGAGACAAAUGAUGACACAUAAGGGAACAACCAAUGACAAUUCAGAGGCAGAGACAGGACAGAAAUCAUAACAAAUGCACAUGUCAAAAGUAAAGAAAGUCAAUGUCACUGAAACCCGAAAGCACGCGCUUCAAGAUUCAGAGUGCGCUCUCUGCUACAGCGCUAGCGUGAGGGGAAGUCCUUAAACCUUACCAGUUGGCUUCCUGUUUCCUCUCUUCAUUGAUUUCGCUUUAGUCAUAUAGUUUCACUGAUAUGUUUGCAAUAUUUCUUAUGUAACAAACUGCUGCCAAAGGGUCUCCACUGCGUUUAACGGUUCCCAUUACAGAUACACAUAAUCACUUUCCUGCUCCUCACUCCCUCAUCCAGGUUCAACCCAUCCUUCUUCUUCUUCACCUCUUCUGAAAUGGUCAAAUAUGUGCUCUUCCUGGGCACAGGUGAGUUUGUGGAGUGUGUUACUGAUGGCAGUGGGCCUGCACAGAGGCUCCUCAGAUGGUAGAGUGUUUGGUUUAGCAAUGGGUGGCUGCCCUGAGCUCGCUGGUCCAUUGACUUGUUCUCCUUCUCAGGGCAUGCUGGCUCCCGGAUCCUCACACACUGCACUUAUUCCAGCACACAUAGGAGUUUUGGUUAUUGAAAUAUGUUCUCAAAGCAGAACUUGACUGAUCGCCUAACUAACCUGAUCAUGAUAUUUUCUGCCCUGAGAACAGAAAGUCAAUGAGUAAAACCCAUAUUGUGUAUACAGACAGGAUAGAGUUAAGAUUUUAUUUCAGCGAUGGCAGGAAUGCUAGGCUCUGGUUCCUCUCUGGGGGAAAAAGGUAUUUGGAUCUCAGUCAAGGCAAUCAUAAUCAAAUCUGCCAUUUUACGCCCCUAGAGCCCUCUCCAUAUGCUACUGUGCCUAUUUCCCUUCCUCUUACUCCUAUAAAGGAUAGAUUAUUGGGGUGCAAUAAAGAACAGUUGGUGCAUUGGCAGUCCUCUAUUUGGCUACUCCAGGUCCAAGUCCUGUCCCCACAGGCUGACUCUCACAUGCUGGACAUCAGCUCUUAUUCUGGAUGCAAUGAAUGUACUACAGACUUUUAGCUUUUUCUGUUUUAACUUACCUAAUAUAUACUGUGAAUGCAGCAUAUUUAUAGAAGAGCUAAAGAGCAAAUUCAGUAUAGAAAAAGAAUAUUCAAUUUAAUUCAAUUCACUUUGACUAGUGCUUUUAACAAUAUACACUGUCAUAAAGCAGCUUUUCAGGAAUUUGGAUUUAGAUAUACAGUCGCGCUUGAAAGUUUGUGUUUGAAAUGUUCUAUAUUUCUGCAUAAAUGUGACCUAAAACAUCAUCAGAUAUUCACACAAGUCCUAAAACUAAACAAAGAGAAUACAAUUAAACAAAUGAGACAAACAUAUUAUAUUUGGUCAUUUAUUUAUUAAGGAAAAUGUCCCAAUAUUAUGUAUCUGUGAGUGGCAAAAGUAUGUGAACCUCUAGGAUUAAUUUGAAGGUGAAGUUAGGUCAGGUGUUUACAAUCAAAGGGAUGACAAUCAGGUGUGAGUGAGUGUCCUGUUUUAUUUAAAGUACAGGGAUCUCUCAAAGUCUUAUCUUCACAACUCAUGUUUGUGGAAGUGUAUCAUGGCACAAACAAAGGAGAUUUCCGAGGACUUCAGAAAAAGAGUUCUUGAUGCUCAUCAGGCUGGAAAUGGUUACAAAACCAUCUCUAAAGAGUUUUGACUCCAACAAUCAAAAGUCAGACAGAGAGUGUACAAAUGGAGGAAAUUCAAGACCAUUGUUACCCUCCCCAGGAGUGGAGGAAGACGUGUAAUAGUAUGCGAGGUCACAAAGGAGCCAGGGUUAAUUCUAAGCAACUAAGGGCCUCUCUCACAUUGACUAAUGUUAAUGUUAAUGAGGCCACCAUUAGGAGAACACUGCAAGGAGAAAGUCACUGCUCUCCAUAAAGAACAUUGCUGCCCCUCUGCAGUUUGCUAACAGUCACAUGGACAAGCCAGAAGACUAUUGGAAAAAUGUUUUGUGGACGGAUGAGGCCAAAUUAGAAUUUUUGGUUUAAAUGAGAAGCGUUAUGUUUGGAGAAAGGAAAACACUGCAGUACAGCAUAAGAAUCUUAUCCUGUCUGUGAAACAUGGUGGUGGUAGUAUCAUGGUUUGAGCCUAUUUUGCUGCACCUGGGCCAGGACUGCUUGCCAUCAUUGAUUGAACAAUUAAUUCUGAAUUAUACCAGUGAAUUCUAAUGAAAAAUGUCAGGACAUCUGUUCAUGAACUGAAUCUCAAGAGAAAAUGGAUCAUGCAUCAAAACAAUGACCCUAAGAAUAAAGUUAAUGUUUUGAAAUGGCCUUUUGGAAAGUCAAAGUCCUGGCCUUAAUCCAAAGGAAGGACCUGGAGCAAGCAGUUCAUGUAUCCCACAGUUGAAGUGGUUCUGUACUGAGGAAUGGGCUAAAAUUCUUCCAAACUGAUGUGCAGGACUGAUCAACAGUUACUGGAAACAUUUAAUUGCAGUUAUUGCUGCACAAUGUAAUAUUGGAUCAUUUUCCUCAAUAAAUAAAUGUCCAAGUGUAAUAUUCUUGUCUCAUUUAUUUAAUUGGGUUCUCUUUAUCUACUUUUAGGACUUGUGUGAAAAUCUGAUGAUGUUUUAGAUCAUAUUUAUGCAGAAAUACAGAUAAUUCACAAACUUUCAAGCACCACUGUAGAUCCCAAAUGAGCAAGCUAAGGGUGACAGUGGCAAGGAAAAACUCCCCAAGACAACAGAGGCAAGAAACCCUGGGUUGAAACACACUAAAAAAGUAACACGUUCUUUUUUUGGGGGUCACACUGGAUAGUCGGAUUUUAAAAUACAUUUGUGUACAGAAAAGACCAAAAGUACUAAAAGGAUACACAAUGUUCAGUGGAAACAUUUCAUAAAUAGGAGUCAUAAAUAUAAUCACAGCUGCCAUUCUUAUAAAAUGCAAGUCCCUGUGGUAUCCAGAUAUGAUUAUCCACUGAAGCAGGAAAAGUGAGUCAUAUGUGCAGAAGAGGCAGAAGGAACAGGAUCGAUCAGACAGGUCAGGAAGGGGAAAGGAGCCAUAGCAGGAGAAUUGUGUCAUUAUCUGGCACCGGCAUUCACUAACACCAGGAGUGCAUGUACAGCUUGACAGAGAGAAUAUAUUAUUAUGAGUGAUAGGAAUACGUAUGUCUGAAUUCAUUUUAAAUAAUCAUUGCACUGUACAUUGUCGAUUCACUAUUUUGUGAAUGUUUGUACAUAUGUAUAACGUUUGUACAUUGUACACUGAACUUUUAAUUCCAUAUUAAUAUUACACCAGAUAAACGGCAUGCACAUGACCAUGGGUGGUUCCAACACUGUUACCUUUGUGUUGUUUAUGUGAAUGAUUUCUAAGUGUGGAGUGAUUUUAGUUGAAAAUCAAUGUACAUUGUUGGUAAUGGGACUCCAUGCUAAGAAGUGGCAAUAAGAUAAGAUGUGUUUGAGAUUAUACAAGAUGUGUUUGAGAUUAUACGUAUUUGGUCAUCAAACCCAGUGACCCUGCAUUGUGAAAGACUCAGCAAAAGAGACUAUACAAAUCUGAAUUUAAGGAAGGAAAAUUUGCCUCAUGAUGUGUAGUUUUCAGCUUCUUGCAAUACUAGUUGGGCAAAUCAUUGCACUGUAAUCAUCCAAAUCGAUGGGCAAACAACGUGAUCCAAAUCAUCCAAUACAUCCAAAUCGAUGGGCAAAUAACGUGGUCUCAAAACAGACCCUCGUCUAUUUUGGGACCACGUUCUUUGCCCAUCGAUUUGGAUUCAUCUUCCUGCCUCUCUUUAAUAAAAAGCUGAAACUGCACUUGCAUCCAUCUGUUUAUUCAUUACAUGAAAACAAGUGAAAAUAUCUCAAAUAUAGUCAAAUAUAUGUAGUAUUUCCUGUUAUAUGAUUACAAUAAACCAAAUAUUCGAUUAUUAAACCUAUUUCAUUAAAAAAACAAACUAAUUUCAAGCUUGAUCUAAUAGAUAAUAGUGGCAGAUCAUUUCUAAAAAGAAGCAAAAUUAGGCCUAUCUACCAACAGAAUACAAAAAUGUAAAGACUGAAAUUGGUUAAAUAAAUAUCUGAAAAUAGGUUUAAUAAUCUUUUGUUUGGUUUAUUGUGAUCUUAUAAUUGAAAUACUAGAUAAAUUGGACUAUAUUAAAGAUAUGUCCACUUGCAAGAUGUCAUUUUGCUGCAGUUUAGGAUGUCAUGUGCACUCUUAUUGAAGUGCACACUCUGCAUACUAUCCUAAAUGAUUUCUCUGUGCACUUUGUAAGAAGAAAAAAAGGAAGAAGAAAAAGAGAUGUGUGCCAUGUGAUGAAACAAAAGAAUAAAGCUAAGUCAGCUAAGUGUGAAUUGCUGAUUACGGUGCUCUUCCAUUGAAAUAGACCAUUUGUUCAAGAACUUCAAAACUAAAAAUCAGAUCCACUGUGACAAAGAUAAAAGGGUUAAUGAAGAUGAUAAUGAAAAUCUAUUAUUUUCCUCUGGUCUAUUAUUUUAGCCAAUAAAUCAAAUCUGUAAUAAAAACUGUAUUAUAUCCAGUGCCACUGUCUGACAAUUUGUUGUAACCAAAGGCAUAUCCAGUGAAUUUAUAUGAACUUGGUCAUUCAGGUGGUCAAAUAAAGUAAUUUCCCAAAACAGGAAAAAACAGGGAUAAUCUAUGGGGUAAUCAUUCAAGCACUGCAAAAACAAAACAUAUUAGCAAGUGAAAAUAUAUUAUUUCUUAUUAUGAGAUGCAUUUAAGACAAAUAUAAUAUUAUUCAGUAUGUUUUUAUAUGCUCUUACAGUAAGCAAUUGAAACAUUACAUUUUCUUAUUCUAUUUCACAAGUAAUUUUGUUUCUUUCCAGAAAUAAAUGCCUAAAAUUAGCAAGACUAUCUUCCAAUAGAAGAAAACUAUUUCAAGCUUAGAAUUAGUAGAAAUGUCUAGAAAAAGGUUUAAUAAUCAUAUAUUUGGUUUCCUCUAAUACUACAUAAAUAAUUUCACUUGCUAAGAUACCAUUUUUUUGCAGUGUAAGAACCCAUAUCUAUACAAAGAAGCAAUGAAUUAACUUAUUUUUCUGAGAGUGUACAACAGGAGAGCAUUUAUGAGACCAUUUUUUUCAGACUUACAUGUAUUAACAUUUGUAUUCUUAUCAAGCAAAAAAGGGGAAAAAUCUAUAUUUACAUUUUAAUUAGUAACACAGUGAAUGAAAAGUGUUUAGGACUUCAUUAUGGCUUACAAGGCAAUAAUGUGAUGUUAAGAAAAUUUAAAGUAGUGAGAAAUCUAAUGUAUAACAUUCUGAAUAUAAAAAUUGUUUGACUAUAAAAGAAAUUCCCAUUUUGUAAUAAACCAGUUCUGUUAAAGGCCAACGUUCAGAUUAGAGUUGCUAUUGCGAAUUUCCAGAGUUGGAGAACAUCUUUAUGUUUAACUUAUUUCUGAAUAAAUGAAAUGAAUAAAAAUGUUACGGAAUGAUAAAUUCUUAUAGUUUAUCAUAGUUGUAAAAGGUAGGAAAAGAAUAAUGUUUAAAGAGGCAAAUAAGUAGCAGGAGCAAAUCAAGAGUCAAUGCAGACUAGUUUCAGCAUUUCUUAUUUUCAUGGCUUUUGGAGGAAAAUGGCAUGCCUUUUUAUAGCACAAUGACUGGGUGGGGUCACUGAGUCCAUGUGGCUGACAGAAUUUACUUUGUGUGGCGUCCAUCCAGUCCAGAGAAAAGGAGUAGGAAGAAGAGAGAGAGAGUGGGAGAGAAGAACCUUCAUAGUAAUUUGCUACUGAUCGGCAGACAGUACUUCCUAAUCUUGUCACAUUUUAAGUGAAAUAGGUCUGCUCAAAUAGGAAGCCAGAAAUGUUAGGAAUGAAUGUAUCUCCUCACACAGUUCUGAAAAAGGUUGGCUUCAGGAAAUAACUGAGUGAUAACAAAAUGAAACGUAUUGAACGCAGAACAACAAAACCCUAAAACACAGACUCUAAGUCCCAAUGUCCUAACUAUGUCAAACACUAAACAAAGGACAGACUGUGUAUGUGUGUGUAUGUGUGCAUGCAAGUGUUUGUAUGGGUAUUUGGAUAUAUGCAUCACAAAGCAGACAGGUUUAUGAGUAACCUGUCAUGCUAACAGUCUGCAUGCCUUCAAAAUCCUAACAGCUUGUUGUGAGUCAGUGCUGUUCAUCAUCCAGCCUUAAGGUGCACGCUGACUGGCUGAGGCACGGAUGUUGUGAUGAGAUGUUAAUAAUGCCCCAUCAACAUUGAUGACAUUAUUGAGUAAUGAUUAUUUAUCUGUUUCUUUCUUUCUUUAUUUUUAUAGUAAACUACAAUCAUGAUAUGCCCCCAAGUAUGCAUGCUCUUGUUACUUGGAAGUAUGAAGGUAGACACCUAUGUGAGCAUCCACUCCUGAUAUUAGAAUUAUAAACCAGGUGUGUGUGUGUCCGUGUACACGUGUCUACUUGGUGGACUUGGUCAGAAGAGUGUAGAGGACAUUAAUGAAUAUUUGCCCUGAGCUUAUGAUGUGCAUGUCUCACUUUACUAAGU
Ictalurus furcatus (blue catfish) is the source of this 15236-nucleotide messenger RNA. RefSeq names its product terminal nucleotidyltransferase 5Bb (gene tent5bb). Lineage: Eukaryota; Metazoa; Chordata; Actinopteri; Siluriformes; Ictaluridae. The transcript has 2 exons. Gene Ontology annotation, biological process: mRNA stabilization. Gene Ontology annotation, molecular function: poly(A) RNA polymerase activity; RNA binding. The record is from RefSeq and is a predicted model, not a curated record. Bases 281 to 1453 code for a protein of 390 amino acids.